Selaginella moellendorffii is the source of this 1102-nucleotide messenger RNA. RefSeq names its product phosphate transporter PHO1-1. Gene Ontology annotation, cellular component: plasma membrane; cytoplasm; Golgi apparatus. Gene Ontology annotation, molecular function: inositol hexakisphosphate binding. NCBI's taxonomy places the organism in Eukaryota, Viridiplantae, Streptophyta, Lycopodiopsida, Selaginellales, Selaginellaceae. Bases 1 to 1086 code for a protein of 361 amino acids. The transcript is spliced from 8 exons. The record is from RefSeq and is a predicted model, not a curated record. Gene Ontology annotation, biological process: cellular response to phosphate starvation; phosphate ion transport.
AUGGCAUUCUGGAAAAUCACGAAAAAAUUCGACAAGUUGCUUGACACGAUGGACCAAGUGAACAGCAUUGUCAAGCACACUUUCAUCAAGGGAUGGGCUUGUGACGGGGAGCUGCCUGGGAUUGCUUGCAGCCUUCGUGCUGCUACAUAUUCUUUCUCCACUCUCGCGUUAUUUGUGCUCCACUUGUGCAUGUAUGCCUGCAACGUCUACUUCUGGCAGCGGGCGCGGAUUCACUAUGCCUCCAUGCUUGAGAUGGCGCCGGGAGCGGAUCUAAAACACCAAGACAUUUUCCUCAUAAGUCUUGCUCUUGCCGCGAUUUUGCUACUCGGCAUGGUUCUUUACCUUGGUGCUGAUAUUUUGGCCAUUCAAGCUGUCACGACCAAUGACAUGCCGCUUCUUGUUAUUGUGGUAAGUGAAGCAGUGAUUCUAAGAAAGCAAUGGAUUCAGGUUGUGGUGGCUCUACUUGUUAUUCCUUACAAUUAUUUCUACAAGCCUGCACGAUAUGGUCUUCUGCGGCUGAUCGCCCGGACCAUCUUUUCGCCUCUUUCUGAAGUUCGUCUCCAUCCCAGCCUGAGGCUUCAGCUCUCAAGGAUCUUGGCUUUUCCGUGUGCUACCAUGGAGGCCGUGUUCUGGCUGGCGACACUGCAGUCUGCUUCACUACUACAUAUCAGUUGCCUCAGGAAAUGGCAUGACGGAGAUCAAGUACAGCUUGCCAACGCUGCCAAGUAUUUGUGCGGAAUGCUUUCGCUCAUGGCCAAGUUUGCGUACGCAAGAACAGGCUCCACACUCUGGUUCGUAUCAUUCAUAGUCAUAUCUUUGUGUACAACGAUGUACCAGCUCUAUUGGGAUCUCGUCAUGGACUGGGGGCUGCUCCAGCGACGGUCACGCAAUCCUUGGCUCCGAGACGAGCUCAUCCUCACGAAGAAAGCAAUCUACAUCGCGUCCAUGGUUGUCAACUCAUUUCUUCGCUUUGCGUGGCUGCAUUCUUUUUUAUCUUUUCGUGCCGGCACGGAUCAACAGGUGGUGCAGUUCAUGUUUGCGUUCUUGGAAGUUCUCAGGAGAGGCCUCUGGAACUUUUUCAGGUAAAGAACCAAUCCUCUAC